UUCAUUUCAGUCAAAGCUUUCGCGUCGGCCGCAACACUUGCUAACGGGAACAAACGGAACAGCCAAGAAAGUGAAACCAGAAGAGACGACAACGACGCCAACAGAGAGAACAGUAAAAAGAGAAGGCCAAAAGUGUUUGUUUUUAGGUGUUACCAGUGGAUGCAAGUGGACGACGUCUUGCCCCUCAUAAUUGACUACUGGAGAGUGGCUGUUAAAUAUGGCCGGUUAAAUAGACUCCGACGCGACUCGUAAAUAAUAAAGUAAAUGUAACUGAAAACUACAGACAGUUUGUUUCUGUCUCUUUUUCCGUCAGUGUGUGCUUAAGUGCUUUAACGGUUAAAACAGUUUUGUGUCUGUGUGUGUGUGUGGGACAGUCGCUCAAUUAAGAACCGCAAGGAAAAACAAAAAAACGUCCAGGCCUGUCCCUUUGCAAAUUCCCAAAAGGGAUUGAACCGAGGGCUGCUGAAUUUUUUAAGCCAAUUAAAUUUCAAAAAACAAAAAGUGAAAGCAAAGUGAAAUGAAAUGAAACGAAACGUGGCCGCCUAAUGGACUCUUUCAGCCUUUCAACCUGAGCGCAACAGCAGCAAAAACAACAGCACCAGCAGCUGCGGCAAUUAAAAAGCUCUGUCCCCAGUCCAGCUGGAAAACGGAGAAAGUACCGCAAUAACAACGACGGCGCAUAAUUAACAACAAAAGCAGAAAACAAACAAAACAAAACAAAACAAAUCAAAAAGAGAGACGAAAGUGAGAAACAGAAGGGGAACUGGAAAGGGAAGGGACCAAUCAAAGCGCAACAAGAGCUUAUGAACGACUAAAAUGUUUCCUAAAUGCUUUGGCAGUUAUGCCAAAAUUGUUAACAAAAUCAAAUAAAUGCGACAAGAACAACGGAGAGAGAGCGAGCGAGAGAGAGCAGGAAGUACCGGAAAACCCGAACAGUGGGUGGAGCAGGCGGCGACGACAGGUGGCCGGUAGUCGCACCCCCAGCCCCUCCUCCAACCAUCCGAGAGAGAGAGAGAGAGAGGGAGAGACAGGGAGAGCCCUCCGUCGCCGUCACAUUGAAUUAAUUUCGUGAAAGGGGAGCCGAGCCACAUUCCCUCCAGCGAUUGCCAAAAAACCCAAACUCCCGCACUUGGACGGCGAGGGCCCCCAUCGAAAUCAACGGCUGUCAGACAGAAAGUCGCUUUUUAUUGAUUUUUAUAAAGCCCAAGCCAAGCAACAAAAGCAGAGAAUAAUACAACAAGCCGCAGAAACAACUAAAAUAAAGAGUCAAACGCAAUGUGAAUAAUUCCCUAGCUGAACAGGAACGACCAGCCACGAAACAGAAGCAGCUAACGGCAAAGAAUCGUUGGGACAUUCCCUCACUCACUCGCACUCGAACCCCUACCGUGCUCCCACUACUCACCGCCUCCUCGUACCUACUGCUGCCACUCUUACUCUGUCACACUAUCGAAACGUUCAUCAAAUGCGAUUCGAUGACGCUUCAGCAGAGGCAGAACACACAGACAAAGAGCUCCAGAGACGGAGCCAGAGACCCACCACAGAGCUCCAUAAAAAUGUGUUAUAAAAAUAUACACGCAUAAAUUCCGCUCCAUCUCCCUUUGUCUAGGAAGGAAAGGGCAUACAUUUCCGAACAGAACGAGCAAGAUAGCAGAGGAAACAACAAGCAAAUGCAAAUGUCAUUGGCAAAGUCAAUUAGAAGAGUAACUGGGAACAAACUAAGGAUAACUUGAAUCGAAAUGCCGCUGCAGUUGCACAAUUCCAACUAAAUUCAAAGUGUAGCAAAUGGGUGUGUGCAUGACAGAGCAAGACUGAUUUUUAUGUUUAGUUAGAUUAUUUUAAAAAUAAAUCAACUAAACUGCAAACCAAAAGCAAGCCCGCGGCAACAUCAACGAAUAACCCCAGCGGAAACCUUAGCAAAGAGGGGAAACGAGGAAGAGCCAGAGCCAAGACACCAAAGAGACAACCACAACCGCAAACAGAAUCAUACGCAGCCAUGCUUAUACUCAUAGCCGUGCUCUUUGUUAAUGCCUGCCUGGCGGGCACCAUUCCCGCUACGCCGGAGAACAUAACCGUAACCUUUUUGACGCCCACCGCGGUCCGGGUGUCAUGGCAAACGCAAAUCGACCUGAAGGCACAUCCCAUCGAGAAGUACAUCGUGACGUACAAGCCGACAGACGACAGUUACAGGGUUGUACAGGACGUUGCCGGCAGCAGCGAGGCCAUUGUCCUGGAUCGCCUGCUGCCCAGCACACAGUACUCGCUGGUCGUGACGGCCAUCUGGCAGGGCAAAAAGUAUCGCAGCCGUGGCCAAAUCAAAUUCCGUACCCUAGAUCUGCCAAGGAAUACCUCGGAGCAGGACUUUCCGCCCGGCAUCUUUGGGAACGGCAAUGGGAAUGCCAGUGGACGGAAUGCAACGGGAAAUGGCAGCAUCUUUGGCGAUGAUGUGACCUCCACGGCCACCAACACACUCACCCAUGGCACGACCCGAGAGUUGCCCACUAUACGCGGUGUGGAAAUCGGCAUUGUGCUGAUCGUGCUCAUGGUGUGGGCCGGCGCCAUAGCUCUGUUCUUCAAUCGCUGGGGCAAGAUUCGGAUGCUGCUGCCCUACCAGCCGGACUACAAGCACGAGCAGCUCAAGGUGCCGGGCACGGGGGUGUGCAGCGCCAGCGGCUGCAAUGGCCAGCACUCGCAUCAGUUCGACAGCAGUGACUGUGCCAACGCCAAUCCACCGUUGCACAGCAAUAGCCGCCACAUCCACAUGCUGGCCGAGGAGCACUCCGCAUCAAUAUCCGAGCGCUGCACCCGGAGUCGCAUCAACUCGGCCAUAUUCGUAUCGUCGGAGGGUCGCGGAUUCGACUCGAUUGAGUUCCUGCGCCGCCACGGCUCCCAGAGUGUGCUCUGCCGUAAGGCCAAGAGUGCGGAGAACAUCACGGACAAUGGCCGAAAGAAGAGCCUGCGGCAGUGGCGAACCGAUGACGACGCCGUCAAGCAUCAGAAUAUCUCACAGGACAGCAACGACAUAGAGCUGAAGGAGUGCGGAGCCGGAGGAGAAAUACUCCGCCUUCCAGUGAUCCACGACGCAAAGUCAUCGGGCACAGCCGUGACUAGUCUACUGGCUCGCUCGGCUGCCAUCACCACGGCCAACAUGAUUGUGGGCAGCAUUUCGCUGGAGGCACCGCCGCCAUACAUGCAGGACGACGACGCCGAUGCACAUUCGACCGCUGCUCUGAUACACAGCGAUGCCGCUGCCAUUGUCCACGAAUCGCAAGACUCGGCGGAGACUGUAGAGGAGCUGGUACAUGUCCCGCUGCUGGCCCGUGCCAAUGCCACUGCCACCGUGUCCGCCUCGUCCUCGCCCAGCUUUGCCAUCGAGGCGAAGCCACGAGUUCUGGUGCAUCAGCGCUCGUCGACAGCCUCCUCUUCGCCUCAUAGCAGCCCCAAGAACCUGGGACUGGGCCUGAAGAUAAUCAAGCCCAAGAUCAGUGCCGUGCCAAUGGUUUCCGUCUCGGGUCCUUCGCCGCCCAUUGAGAAGCCACCGCUGGCGGAGUGUUUGUAACAAAUGGCAGCCGAAACAUUUAUCUAAGCGUGCGCUCAAGGCAUCCGGACAUCAGGCUCAGUCCCAGCACCGCCAACACACAACACCCAGACCCAGAACCUAGCCAGGCCUAUCCCUAAUACAAAUCGAAUAAUGUGAGAAGUGAGAUGGACUUAGAAUGCCAGCUGCUCAAAUAAGUGUUUCGGUGAGAGAAUGUGAACGAAAGAGGAGUAGAAGUAGAAGUAGAUAUAGGAGAAACUGUACCAAAGGUCAUCACCCAUCACCAGGGAAGAAAGCUUUGUAUAUUCAACAACGACUGAAGUAUACACAUAACUACAUUAAUCGAAAACAAACAAAUGAAA
This is a messenger RNA of Drosophila guanche, 3897 nucleotides long. RefSeq lists its product as uncharacterized. NCBI's taxonomy places the organism in Eukaryota, Metazoa, Arthropoda, Insecta, Diptera, Drosophilidae. Gene Ontology annotation, molecular function: protein binding. The coding region runs from base 1994 to 3556 and encodes 520 amino acids. The transcript has 9 exons. The record is from RefSeq and is a predicted model, not a curated record.